Molecule: messenger RNA, 8608 nt
Organism: Diorhabda carinulata
Lineage: Eukaryota; Metazoa; Arthropoda; Insecta; Coleoptera; Chrysomelidae
Product: calcineurin-binding protein cabin-1-like
Exons: 25
Coding region: 391-8421 (2676 amino acids)
Biological process (GO): chromatin organization
Cellular component (GO): nucleus
Molecular function (GO): protein binding; nucleosome binding
Source: RefSeq, a predicted model, not a curated record
AUUUUAAUUUAUUGGGUUCAAUCAAAAUUAUAUCAAAAAAAUUAAUGUUUAUUAAAUAUAAAUUAAAGUUUAUUUUGUCCAUCAAAUUAAUUAAAAACUUUUGCCGAGAAAAGGGUAUUAAUAGUGAUUAUUUACUCGUUAUAGAAAAUAAAGAGACAAUACGAUUAUUUAAUGGGGUUAAAUAAAUGUGCUGAUAUUCAAUCUUACCGUUCUGUGGAUAUGCCUUAAUAUGUGUCAAUGUUGAAAUGUCAUUUUAUUUUGUCAACAACUUUUAAAAUGGUUAGAUUAAAAACAGAUUUUUCCUUAUUUUUGUACAUUAGAAAUAUUUAAAUAAACUAUCAACUAGAAAUAAAUGUAUUCUGAAAAGAUAAUUACUCAAUAAAACUGAAAAUGUUGAAAAUUAAAGCUCUUAAUAGAGAAUCAUUAUCUGAUGAAGAUACACCAGUUAUAAGAAGAGAAGCUCAGGAAGAAAUCGUUUUGGAAUUAUACAAUAAAGCUUUACAUCUUCAAUCAGAAGGUGUUUAUACCGAAGCAGAAUCAAUACUCAGUAAAUUAAUUGAUGAAAAUAUACCUUUAUUGGAAAACAAUGGAGGCCUACCCAAAUCUAUGUCGAAUUUGAAAUAUUCUUGUCAUAUCAAUAUGGGUAAUAUAUACUUAAAACUUGAUAGGGUUAAUGAUGCCCUUGAAAAGUAUUUGUUCGCAUCACAAUUGGAUGGGACUGAUGUUACUUUAUGGUAUAAGAUUGGUAAUUUAUCUUUAGCUCAAGACAAAUUUCGCCAGUCAGCUUAUGCUUUUGCAAAGGGUUUAGAAUGCAGUGAAACUCAUUGGCCAUGCUUAGACAAACUUAUAUCUGUUUUAUUUGCUAUAAAAGAUACGAUUGCAUGCUUAGAAUAUAUAGGGAAAGCUCUGAUGAAAGAUGCAGAUUAUGUUAGGGGCUUAGUUUUGAGAAAACAAAUAUAUAGAAAUAAUCCAGCAACGGAGGAAUACUACAAACUUUACAAUCCAGACAGCAUAUGGGAACCUCCAAUAGAUACUCCAGUUGAUGAUGAAGAUGAAAAAAGUUUCCUUGAAGAAGCACAGGUUUUAUGCGAUAGAGUAAUUGAAGUAGAAAAUUCGUUUGCUCCCAAACCUCUCCAUACUAUCCCUCUUCCAAAACCUUUAAAGGAAUUCACCUGGAUGUGUUUAACUGAAACUAUAAUUUAUAUUCAUCAGUAUUUAGCAGAUAAUGAAAUGAGCCAUUUUACGAUGAUUGAUAUGAAAAAAUGUAUGAGCACUACUGAAAAACCAUCAUUUUUUAAAUUUCAACAAACUGAUCAACUUAUUGAUUCCAAGAUUGUUGAGGACCAAGUAAAUGAAACAAAAAUAAUCCAAGAGAAUGUAGAUGUUAUUAAUACCGAUGAAAAAAUGGAAAUUAACCAAAUAACUGAAAGAAGAGUUUCACAGAACAGUGAAAUGAAUGUUAAUGAACCACAGGAAAAUACUCCAGUUCAAACUGAUAAUGAUGAAGAACAAAACAUGGACCAAGAAAAUGAAGAGCAAGAUGAAACAGUAGAACCGAAAGAAAGAGGUCGACCAAGAGGUUCUAAACGUAAACGUGACGUUAUUUCAGAUUUGCAAACAUGGGGAUGGUACAGUAGAAGAAAACUAUCGAAGAAAGCAAAAGAAAAAGAUUUUACAGUAGAAGAUGCGUUAGAACGAAUUAUACCCAAAGAUUUAUUACCUUACCGAAUAGAUUCCGAAAAAAUUAACAAUUUUGAAGAUUCCAUGAACACGAUGGAUCUCUAUCAUAUGUAUAUAGACAAUUACAAUGUAAAUACUUAUUUAUCUCCGAUUCAUUCUCCGAAAUCCGUAAAUUACGAACAAUAUUUCGGAACCGAUAAGGAAAAUGAUGAUGUUCAACAUUUUUGGACGAAAUCCCGCGAUUAUUACGAUGUAAUAGUAUUAUUGAAAGAUUUAGUAUUCAGUUUAUCCAAAUUGUGGCAUUAUAAAUGGCCUAAAGAGCUGGUACCUCUUUACGUUAAAGCUUACAAUAUGUUUCGGGAACAUUGUGAUCCUCCCCAAGUUUUUUGCGGCGGACAUACUUUCGGGGAAAUGCGUAAUGAUGCGUUGGCUUCCAUUUUGUUUGGAGAAUUAUCUCUGUUUAGCUGUGAUGAUAGAGAAUCGGUGCCUCCUACUUUACUUGGUUAUUUGAGACUUAUAAGUGGUUGGCAAGAUGAAUGGAAAGAAGAAUAUCCAUCGUUUUUCAUUAGAGUUUAUUGGUUGCAAUCUCAUUUAUUUCGGAAAGAGAACAACAACGAUUUAGCGAUUACGGCGCUCCAAUUGAUACAAGAAGUUAUUGAAGGAGAAGAAAAAAACAAAACAAGUGAAAAGUAUAUGUUGAGUUUACCAAAUUGUUUCAAAUAUGGUCUCGUAAAUACCGAAAUAGUCGAAAAGAUUUUCAAACAUUUAAAUAUGAUAAAUUCCUUAACCGCAGUCGAAAAUUUAUUUAAUGCUGAAAAAUAUUCGCAAGUCGCUGAAAUUCUAAAAGAAACUUUCAAUGGCGGUCCUUGUCCGCAAGUAGGUAGAAUGGGACGACCUGCACAAUUAGGUCUUUUGAUGCAUUCCCUUUGGUUUACUGACAUGGGACAAUGCUUUGUGUGGACCGAAGAAUGUUUAAAUGAAGCCUUUGAACAACAUUUGAAAUUCACCAAAGAUCAGGAAAAAUGGGAAAAAAUAGUGGAGAAAUGUUUAGCCAUACUAUAUGAAAUUAUCAAAAGGGAUACGGUUUGCGUCAUUGAUCUGUUAACAGAGGAUAAGAGAUCGAGAAUCGUUCAGACUUUAUCGAAAAUUGUUUCUAAGCAGAUGAGCGUAGAAGGUGGAAAUAUCAGUUACGGUUGUAUUACCCCUUGGAUUUUGCUACAUUAUGUGUUGCUCAGAGAAGAACAGAGAGCAUAUGCCAAAAAGAGAAUUAGCAGAGGUAAAAAAGAAAAAUCCGAUAUAAACGCCAAUCAAGAAGAAAAUACGGAUAAUAAUUUACCACCGUCCGUUGCUAUUUUAUUUUCGGCGCAUGAAUUUUUAGGUCCUAAAGGUUGGUGCAUGACAAAUCAAGGAGAAAUACUCCAUUUUAUUAUCGAUACAAUACUCGAUAAACUUGACGCACCGAUAUUCGAAAAGAUGAGAAAUAAAAUUGACAUACAUAUAGAACAGGCGAUGUUUUGUCUAUAUCAACAUCCUAGUAAAAAGAAUAAGGUAUCUCGACAUUUAGCAGAUCAUAAUGUAGAUCCUUUGCCAUUGUCUUGGGAACGUGCAACACAAUUAUUCGAAUUUUAUGGCCCGGAUCAACUACCCGAAUUCAACUCUUACAAAAAUGCGUCGAUUUCCGCCGAUCUCGAACAACUAUUUAAACGAAUAAUAGCGCUAGUACCACCUAAUAAUGCCGUUCAACAACACCUACCGAAAAUUAUGGAUUUCAUCCAUGGGAAAACUGAUAAAAUAUUAGAUCCAGUAGAUUUCCCUCGAAAAGUCAAACCCAUAUAUUUCCUAAUUGGAGAUUUUUAUUUUAAACAAAGAGAAUUUAAUAAAUGCAUAAAAUAUUUUCAAAUGGAUUUGUGUAUAAAUCCUUCACGUUUAGAUUCAUGGGCGUGUUUAGGAUUAAGUUAUGCAGCUCAGUUAGAUACAAAAUUGAAUCAUUGCGAAAAAUUUAAAAGCGAAAUGGAGUUUUUGGAUAAAGCAAAAUACGCUAGUAUUUGUUUUAAAAAAGCUUUGGAAAUAUGCCCCGAUCCGCUUAUGUUGUGGAUUGAAUGUGGCACUUUUCAAUAUACCGUCCACGCUUAUUGUUCGAGAGUUUUGAAAUAUGAAUCUGAAAAUUUGAGUAUGGAACGAUUCGAAUUUCUCGAAAGUCAAAAAAAUAGUUAUUUGGACAGUUCCGGUAGUAGUUUUGAGAAAGCAAUCGCCAUAUACGAAAUGGAAGAAACGAACGAGGCAGACGAAAGGUGGUUACAAUAUUACAUUCUCGGAAAAAUCGCCGAAAAGAAACAAAAAGAACCUACCGAGUACCUACAAUAUUAUCUUACAGCUGCUACAUUAUUAGAUGAAAAUAAAGCGGAAUAUCCCGAAAAAAUAAAUUACAGCAAUCCUCAACAUUUGUCGGUAGAAGCUUUAGAAUUGCAUUAUCGAAUAAAUGCAUCAGUAUUAAAAUAUUUGGAACUUCACGAAGGUAAAAAUAUUCCAAAUACUCUCGGAGCAUUUUUCAAAAAAUGUCUAGCGACGUCGAAAUAUUUAAGAAAACCUCCGCCGCCGCCACCGCCUCCAACUCUACCUGUAUCCGUACCAGAACAGGAACCGUGCGAACUACUGACUGUAUCAACUUCUUCUACUAGUUUUCAGGAACAAUUUUUAAAUUCGUUGGGUAAGUUAGGUGCAGCCCAAUCAGAAAAGAAAGACGAUGAGAAAAUUGAAAAAGAACAACCGGAUAAAGAGCUGGAAUCAAUAAAAAAUGUCGACAAGAAAAUUUCUGAAAAUUUCGAUAACAAAUUGGAGAUGGAUGAUAAAGAAAAAAUAGAUACAAAAAUGGAAACGGCCGAUGAAGACGACGUAAUAAUGAUAAUAUCGGAUUCGGAAGAAGAAGUCAAAGUAAAAGAAAAAAUAGAAUUAACAAAUAGAGAUGAAGCAGUAGAACAUGGAACUAUUGAAUAUAAAAAGAACGCAGAUGUAGAUAUUGAAAAAAUAAAACAGUCAAUUGAAUCGAACGAAAUAAAUAUAGUAGAUGAAAUCAAUAACGACAAAUAUAAUAUAAAAGAAGACGAUAUGAAAAAAGAUCCACCAUCGAAAACGUCAGAUAUUGUAGAUACGAAAUUCGGCGAAGUGAAAGAUGUUCAGAAGGUGUUGGAUGAAAUGAUGUUGCAAACGAUGAAAGAAACUGAAGAAAACGGCAACGAAAUGGAUUCGGACGUGAGCGGUACGGAAAAGGUAGAAGAAGUCACAUUGAAAGAGGAAGAGGAUAACGAUGUGGAAAUCGUGGAGAUUAAAAACGAAUCGACGGAAAAUGUAAUAGAAUGUUCAAAAAAUCGAGCGGAACCGAUAGAAGUAAAGUUAGAUAUAGAUAAUAAAGCGAAAAAAAAUAAUGUCGUCGUCGACGGUGAUACUGACAAUAGAAGAAUUUCUUUGGUAGAUUCGAGCAGUGGUUCCAGUUCUUCAUCCAGUUCAAGUGAUAGCUCUGAAUCUGACACUGACGAUGAUGACGAUGACAGCAGUUCUAGUUCCUCUUCAUCUUCAUCUGAUGGCUCAAAUGAAUUUAUGUCCAACAGUGAAAUAUCUCAUUUGAUAGAUAAAUGUGUUUGUGGUUUAGAAACAUGCAUAAUUCGUCUGACUCAAAAUUAUAAAGCCCUCUAUCGUCUGGCGCACCUUUAUUUUUACUACAAAGCAAAAAAAGAUGUGAACAAAUGCAAACAGUUGUUAUUAAGCGAUUACAAAUGUAAAGAUGGUACCGUUGUUAAUGGACUUUUCAAUGACAGGAAACCCAAUAAUUUUUUUAACGGUAUUUGGAGGAUCCCAUCUACUGAAAUAGAUAGACCUGGUUCGCUUUCAGCUCAUAUGAGUCGAUGCCUCUCUUUGUUAAUGCAAAUAUUACGUAACACCAACGACAACAAAACUCUCAUAGAUUUAUGUGUACAGUUGAGAAGAAUUCCCGAGCCAGAUAAAAUUUACAUAAAGGAUACGGAAAGAAUGGCCUUUUCGGAACAAGCGAUGACCAUGUGUAUCCAGAGCUUGAGGAGUCAAAUUAAAUACGUGUCAGACAUGACCAAUCCACAAAUCGCUAAACUCUUACAAGAAAUUUUCAAGAUACAUCAAAGAUUAUCGAAACAUGCACCUUCUAAAGAAAUUCCAUUUGCUAAUCUCUUAGUGGAAGUAUAUAAGAAGUUUAUAAAGGAAAAGAUACCAGAAAAUGUAAAUGUAUUAGAUUUGGCCAUUAAAUUCUGUUCACAAAAUAAAUCUGCUGAAAAACAUAGAUUGCAGAACGUUUCUUCAAAAUCACCCAUGUUCGUUCCAAGAGGACCUGCGGUUUCUUCGAAUGCUCCCGUUAUGCCUUCUCCACAAACUGUGACUCUUCCACAAAGUACUCCGUUAAAGAGACCUGGUGUUAGUAGACCUCGAGGACGACCUCCUCUACAGAAAACACCCGGCCAACCACGAUAUCAAAGAUCGAAAAGUGUUAGUUCUGCUGGCUUAAAUAAAACGUACGCUUGGCAAAAGUCGCUGAUUGAUCAAAGUUACGCUUACGAAUAUUUGAAACAUUAUCAGGACGAAUUGAUCAAACAGUACAGUCAGAAUUUGAGUAUUAGUCAACUGACGCAAUUGAGUCAUAUAUUAACGCAAGGUCAAAUAAACAAUCCGCUCACUGCUAAUGCCAUAACAAGUCAAAUGUUGGCACAAACAGGACUUCUCAAUUCGAAUCUACUCAAACAGAUAAAUUCGGUUGGGAAUGUUAAUACACCGAGUACGUCAAUGCAACUGAUGGAUACGUUGAAUCAGUUAAAUCCUAACAUGAAGAAGAAGUUGGGCGUCGAUCACGCACUGUCCAGCUUAACUUCAGAUCAAUUGAAAGUAUUGGGAACUAUGGUUCCUCAGCAAUCUGGAGCGCAACAUAAACAAUCUACUUCCAGUAUCGCGAGUAGUAGCAAAUCAAUCAAGCAGUCAUCUUCUCCAAGAACUAAUCUACCCAUCACCUCUAAACAAUCCACUAUGGUGGAUCCUUCGAAAAUUAAACAGACGAGCAUUAAUCAAUCUUCGCCUACCAAAAGUAUAUCCAAUCAGCAAAUAUUCAAGGAACCAGUAAUAAAUGCUGCGGCACAUUCUCCGGAAGAAAAAACUGCUAAAGAUUUAAUGAAAGAUCGUCCCAACAUUUCAAUAAUACCCGUCGCAGUACCUCUACCGCCUCCAAGUAUAUCACCAAGUUUCAUGAGGCAAAACUCGACAAGUCCUUCAAGUGGCGGUAAGACUUUGCAAGAAAAAUUAGCGGAAAAGAAGAAAGAACAACAAACUAAACAAUUGAAAUCGAAUGGCGAAGGAGGUAAACGUCAAACAGAGGCUUUAAUGAAGAGCUUAAAUAUCCCCAGUCUUCCGUCAUCUUUAACUGUAUCUCCAGCUCAAUCUUCAACUUCACCUUCUCUCUUGAAACAACAAGAAACUGCUCAAGGAACAGUAUUUAAUUUUUCGAAAACUCCGCCAUUGGUAAACGCCAAAUUUCCACUUGAUAUCAGCAUGCAACAAUCAGGUCCAUUAAAAUCAAUCAAAGAACCAUCUUUACCUACCUCUUUAAUUCUAUCGAGAACUCCAACACCCCUAGGCACCCCAUCGUUUUCAUCGGAUUCCGGGGUAUCUAUUAGUCAGGUUCAUCAAACGAAUCAACAAAAAGUUAACGAAGAAAAACAAUCACCGGUUUCUAAUGAAGAAGAGAAGACCGUAUUUUCACCAUUAAAUAGUUAUGAAGAAAUCAAACCGAAAAAUAUCAAGUCUGAUAGUUCUGUUAACUAUAGAGAAAGUACAAAACAUAUGAGAAGAGAAGAAGAACAUCAUGUUAGCAUCCCAAAAUUAACAUUAAAUUCCUCUAUCGAUAUAUCUCCUAUAAAAACGGUAGAUAAAGUGAAAUAUAUGAGAAAAUCAUCAAAAGGGUCCAAGUAUAAACAAGAACUAUUUAAAGAUAUUCACAAAACUAAACACAAAGAUUCAUCUCAGCAAAGUAAUUCAAAAAAACUUGAAGAAUCAUUAAAAUCGUAUCAAUCCGGUAAACACGGAAAUGUUUCUAUAACAAAAUCUAUUUCACAUUCUCAACCUGAUAUAUCAUUUCAUCCUACAAAUGCCAAUUCCGAAAAGACACAUUCGUCAUACGGUAAAAAGUAUUCAAAAAAAUCGGAAGAAAAUGCUAAAUCAAAUUCUUUUAAAAAACUACCUACAUCCGAUAACGCUAAAAGAGUCGAAAUAUCUCAAAUUCAAAGUUAUUCGAAAUCCGAAUCUUCCAAAAGAUUGGAGAAUCUUUCAAGAGCCGGUGUAACUAUAAUGAAAACAGAGCCCUCAAAAUUUUCGGAAACUUUAUUGAAAUCCACAUCAAAAGAGCAACGUACAAAAUCAAUCGAUAGUUUACCCGACAUUAAUAAGACAUUGGAAAUUCUAUCAAAAUCGGGAGUGCACUUGAAAACAUUACCCUUCAAUAAACCAAAAUCCGCGGAUAAUCGCCUAUUAGACAAACAUACUAAAUUCUCAGAUUCUAAUAAAAAGGGGGAAAUUAGUACAUCCGUUCCUAAUUUUUCGAAAGUAGAAUCUAAAAAUAAAACACUAAAGAAUGUACCUUGCUUAGAAUCGAAAAUACGAGAAAAUCCUUCUCCGAAAGCAUUUUUCAAGAUAUCCGAAUCAGAUAAUGACGAUGAUGUCAUUUGUAUAGAUUAAGGUAUUAUUUUUGCAAUCGUCAUUUAAUGUAGGAAAAGUUUUUUAAAUACUAUAAGCAGUAUAGGAAACACUCCUUUAUAAUGCAUUGUGAAAAGCGUGUUUCAUAUACAGUUUUACCAUUCAUUUCAAAGUAUUAGUAAUGAAUAUGUUUUUAUUUAAGUAAAACCUGCGUUUUAUUUUUACUGUU